Molecule: messenger RNA, 3037 nt
Organism: Marmota flaviventris (yellow-bellied marmot)
Lineage: Eukaryota; Metazoa; Chordata; Mammalia; Rodentia; Sciuridae
Source: RefSeq, a predicted model, not a curated record
CAGCGGAAGCGGCCGUCGGCCGGCUGACCAGUGCACCAUGGCGUCUGCGGCCGCCUCCCCGGCGUUGAAGCGACUGGAUCUGCGCGACCCCGCGGCGCUUUUCGAGACUCAUGGAGCUGAGGAGAUCCGCGGGCUGGAGCGCCAGGUUCGGGCCGAGAUCGAGCACAAGAAGGAGGAGCUGCGGCAGAUGGUGGGAGAGCGGUACCGCGACCUGAUCGAGGCGGCCGACACCAUCGGGCAGAUGCGCCGCUGCGCUGAGGGGCUGGUGGACGCCGUGAAGGCCACCGACCAGUACUGCGCCCGCCUGCGCCAGGCCGGCUGGCCGCGGCCCCCGCGCGCCCCGAAGCCACAGCCACCAUCCCAGGAGAAGUUCUACAGCAUGGCUGCCCAGAUCAAACUACUCUUAGAAAUCCCUGAGAAGAUCUGGAGCUUCAUGGAAGCCUCUCAGUAUCUCCAUGCCACACAGCUCUACCUGCUCUGCUGCCACCUUCACAGUCUGCUCCAGCUGGAUUCUUCUAGUUCCCGAUACAACCCCAUCCUUUCCCGAUUUCCUAUACUCAUCCGGCAGGUAGCAGCAGCCAGCCACUUCCGAUCAACCAUUCUGCACGAAAGCAAGAUGCUACUCAAAUGCCAAGCUGUGUCUGACCAAGCUAUAGCUGAGGCCCUCUGCUCUAUAAUGCUCUUAGAAGAGAGUUCUCCCCGCCAAGCCCUCACCGACUUCCUGUUGGCCAGAAAGACAACUAUUCAGAAACUUCUCAACCAGCCACACCAUGGUGCUGGCAUCAAGGCCCAGAUUUGCUCUUUAGUGGAGUUGCUGGCCACCACUUUGAACCAGGCUCAUGCCCUUUUCUACACUUUGCCAGAAGGUCUGCUGCCAGAUCCAUCCCUGCCAUGUGGCUUGCUCUUCUCUACUCUGGAGACCAUCACAGGCCAGCACCCUACUGCCUUUUCUCUAGGAAAGGGCAUCAGUGUUCUGAAAGGGGAGAUGAAGCUCUGCAGCUGGUUCAGACGCCUGCCAGCAUCCGUCAUCGAGUUCCAGCCAGCACUCCGAACCCUUGCACACCCCAUCAGCCAGGAGUACCUGAGAGACACGCUGCAGAAAUGGAUCCACAUGUGUAACGAAGACAUCAAAAACGGGAUCACCAACCUGCUUAUGUAUGUGAAGAGCAUGAAGGGUCUUGCAGGGAUCCGAGAUGCCAUGUGGGAGUUACUUACCAAUGAGUCCACCAGUCACAACUGGGAGGUGGUGUGUCAGCGGCUUCUGGAGAGGCCACUCUUAUUCUGGGAGGACAUGAUGCAGCAGCUCUUCCUGGACCGGUUACAGACUCUGACAAAAGAAGGCUUUGAAUCCAUCUCCAGGAGCUCCAAAGAACUCCUGGUCUCAGCUUUGCAGGAGCUUGAGAGCAGCACCAGCAACUCCACAUCAAAUAAGCACAUCCACUUUGAGCAGAACAUGUCUGUCUUCCUCUGGUCAGAGAGUCCCAGUGACCUGCCUCCAGAUGCUGCCUGGGUUAAUGUGGCAAACCGGGGUCAGUUUGCCAGUAGUGGCCUCUCAAUGAAAGCCCAAGCUAUCAGUCCUUAUGUACAGAACUUCUGCUCUGCCCUAGAUUCCAAACUGAAGGUUAAAUUGGAUGACCUCCUGGCUUACCUUCCCUCUGAUGAUGUGCCUCUGCCCAAGGAUGCUGUCCCCACUCAGACCAAGAGCUCUGCCUUUGACAGAUAUGCAGAUGCUGGGACUGUGCAGGCCAUGCUGCAGACGCACUCGGUGGCAUGCAUCAAGCACAUCCUAGAUGGCAUCCAGGUGGAGCUGCAGAACAUUGAGGAAGUUGUGCAAGGCCAGCAGGAUGUGCUCCAAGGCACCAAGCUGCACGCCGUGCUUUUCAUGGCCAGACUCUGCCAGUCUCUAGGAGAACUGUGCCCCCACCUGAAACAGUGUAUUGUGGGAAAGUCCAGGAGCUCUGACAAACCAUCAAGGGAGGCUAGGGCUCUGAAAAAGCAGGGGAAGAGCAAAGCCCAGGAAAUCCUUCCUGUACAGGCCAAAUGGCAGGAAGUUAAAGAUGUACUCCUCCAGCAGAGUGUGAUGGGCUACCGGGUCUGGAGCUCAGCGGUCGUGAAGGUUCUGAUUCAUGGAUUCACCCAGUCAUUGCUUUUAGAUGAUGCCGGUUCAGUCCUGGCCACAGCUACCAACUGGGAUGAAUUAGAAAUUCAAGAGGAGACAGAGUCUGGCAGCAGCGUCACAUCGAAGAUCAGACUUCCUACACAGCCAUCCUGGUAUGUACAGUCCUUCCUGUUCAGCUUAUGCCAGGAAAUUAAUCGGGUUGGAGGUCAUGCUUUGCCAAAGGUGACGCUGCAGGAGAUGCUGAAAAGCUGCAUGUUUCAAGUGGUAGCUGCCUAUGAGGAACUUUCUGAAGAAAAGCAGAUUAAGAGAGAAGGUGCAUUCCCAGUAACCCAGAACCGGGCACUGCAGCUCCUCUAUGACCUGCGCUAUCUCAGCAUCGUUCUGACAGCCAAGAGUGAGGAGGCGAAGAGUGGCCGCAACAAACCAGACUCCAGGAUUGAGAAAGUGACUGACCAUCUGGAGGCACUCAUCGAUCCAUUUGACCUGGAUGUUUUCACGCCACACUUCAACAGCAACCUUAACCACCUGGUGCAGCGGACUUCUGUUCUGUUUGGUUUGGUUACCGGCACUGAUAAUCAGUUCACCCCCCGGAGUGGCACAUUCAACUCCCAGGAGCCCCACAACAUUCUGCCACUGGCAUCAAGUCAGAUCAGGUUUGGACUUCUUCCACUGAGCAUGACAAGGACUCGGAAGGCUAAAUCAACCAGCAGAAGCACUGAAACAAAAACCCAGGUUGGUCCCCCGGAACUCUCCAGAGCAGAUGACCCAAUGCAUCCUGGCUCCUUGUUCAGACAGCUCAUCAGCGAGGAAGAUGACUCAUCUGCAUCUUCAUUAUUCAAACUUGGCUGGCUCGCUAGUAUGACUAAGUAAUCGGGAACACUUCUAUUCUAAAUAAAUACUGCUGCAUUCUUUCUCCUA